Molecule: messenger RNA, 2676 nt
Organism: Peromyscus leucopus (white-footed mouse)
Lineage: Eukaryota; Metazoa; Chordata; Mammalia; Rodentia; Cricetidae
Gene: Mbd4
Product: methyl-CpG binding domain 4, DNA glycosylase
Exons: 7
Coding region: 198-2210 (670 amino acids)
Biological process (GO): DNA repair
Cellular component (GO): nucleus
Molecular function (GO): DNA binding; pyrimidine-specific mismatch base pair DNA N-glycosylase activity
Source: RefSeq, a predicted model, not a curated record
GUCGACGGAGGGUGUGAUUGGCGGGGCCCUGGUCAUGGCGGCGGUAGCUUAAGCGGCGGCGGGAAAGCCGCUGUGCGGACUGACGGAUUCGCCCGCCAGUCUUUGGGUCCCGCCCAGUGUUUUGAGCUGUGUUCAAGUUUCGUUCCGCCCCUCGAUCUGGAGCUGCGGUCGGGGCCCAGUGGACCGGAGCAGCAGGGAUGGAGAGCCCAGACCUUGGGGACAGCGUACCCCCCUCCAUCACCCUCAGAGAGAGCCUAGUUCCAGACCCGCCUGGGGACCUCUGGCAAGUCGUUAACCCCUCUCGAGCCUCAGUUUCACCAUCUAUAGAAUGGGAGCAGGGGAAUCGCUCUUGUGUGGGUCUUUCUAACCUUCAACACGAGGUGACGGACACCUGGAGCUAUCGCCCCUGUGCGAACGACUUUGGGGGACUGGGGAGCUUGGAGGACAAGGGAGGUUUUGUGAUGCAAGCAGUUAGCCUGGGUCGGAAGGGCCUAGGAAGAAGUGGGAGCAGAAGCCAGGAAGAUGCUGCCGUUGGGCUGGGAAGAGUGGAAGAUGGGAAGGAACUGGUGCUCGGCAGUGGGUGUAGCUCCCGUCUCCGCGAGCCUGCUGCUUCUGCUCAGUGUGGAGGCACUGCAGGGGCAGGAUGCCGGGAGCCCGUCACGUGUGGAUGGGAGAGGGUUGUGAAGCAAAGGCUCUCUGGGAAAACUGCAGGAAGAUACGAUGUCUACUUCAUCAGCCCACAAGGACUGAAGUUCAGAUCGAAGCGUUCACUUGCUAAUUAUCUUCUCAAAAAUGGAGAGACUUCUCUUAAGCCUGAAGAUUUUGACUUUACUGUACCGUCUAAAGGGGGCAUCAGGUCAGGUUAUAAAGACCAAAGCUUGGCAGCUCUGACUUCCCAGCAGCCAGAGGAAAGUGACCUUUCAAACCGGAACCUCAGGACACGGAGCAAGCAGAAAACAGAUGUGUUGCCUCCACCAAGUGGUAAUUCAGAGUCGCCAGGCAGCAGCAGCAGGCUGUUGAACUCUGUUCAUUUGAAAGAUGAGGACGUUCGUGACGCCAGCUCUGGAAAGAUGAGAAAGCCCAGACGAAAGGUGGCUGCUUCGAAAGGAAUUGGAAGUGAGAGAACCAAACAGAGGCGCAGGAAGAGCCUCUCAGAUUCUGCUCGAGGUAACAGAGAAAGAGAAUCUGCGGUUCAGGAAGCAGACGCCGAAAGGGAGCUGGUUCCACAGGAAUGUCAGCUCAACAGAACCCUCUGCCCUGCUGAUGCCUGCACAAACCAAGAGACUGUCGGCCAGGCUGGGGAAAAGCCACUGAGUCCAGGAUCAGACCUUCAUUCCACCCAAGUAGCUUCUGGCCUUACAAACAAAUUACAUUCAACUGAAGACGCAGGUGAUGGGAAGCGUGAGCAGACUUUUUUAGAAUUAGAGGAAAUCAGAUCAAAGGGCGACCAAGAUGAGGAGGCACAUUUGCAUAUCGACGUUUCACAGAGUAGCUCUGAAAUGCCCAGCGGCUCACAAGCCAAGAAACACUUCACUUCUGAGACGUUUCGAGAAGACAGCAUCCCACGAACUCAAGUAGAAAAAAGGAAAACAAGCCUGUAUUUUUCCAGCAAGUACAACAAAGAAGCUCUUAGCCCUCCAAGACGAAAAGCCUUCAAGAAAUGGACUCCUCCUCGGUCACCUUUUAAUCUUGUUCAAGAAACACUUUUCCAUGAUCCAUGGAAGCUCCUCAUCGCAACCAUAUUUCUCAAUCGGACCUCAGGCAAGAUGGCCAUCCCUGUGCUUUGGGAGUUUCUAGAGAAGUACCCUUCAGCUGAGGUGGCCCGAACCGCUGACUGGAGGGAUGUGUCAGAGCUUCUUAAGCCUCUUGGUCUCUAUGAUCUCCGUGCAAAAACCAUCAUCAAGUUUUCAGAUGAAUAUCUGACAAAGCAAUGGAGGUAUCCGAUUGAGCUUCAUGGGAUUGGUAAAUAUGGCAACGACUCCUACCGGAUCUUUUGUGUCAAUGAGUGGAAGCAGGUAAGCCCACCACCAGCCAUAACAUAUCCAGCACAUUUGUCUCUAGGGCAAAAUAAGUCUACCAGUAUGCCUAGAUGUAUGAGACAGGGGCCCUGCUGUAGUCCCAACCAGAUUUGCCCUCAGUUCAAGGAGCAACAGGGGCAGGAGGGACUCCUCGGGUGCUGCCCGAGUCCCUUUGCUGUGGCCUCUGACUGACUUGAGCAGUCUGUCACUCCUGACCCUGUUGCAGUGUUUCCCAUCCAUGUUCUGUCUCUAACACUGGCAGGGUUUCUUCCUGUUAAAAAGGAGCCCCUAGUGCUGGGAAGGGAUGGCUUGGCCGGUAAAGCACUUGCCCUGAAGAAUGAAUUCAGAUCCCCGGAACUUACAUAAAAGCCAGGCAUGGUGGCAUGCAAGUGCAGUCCCAGCACUGUGGGGGCAGAAACAGGAGGGGCCUGGGAGUUCCUGGAGGGCCCUGUCUAAGCUCCUAGACCAGGUAGCCUGGCCUGUGUGGUGAAGUUCAGGCCAGUGAGAGACCCUUUCUCAAACAAAAAGUGGAAGGUGGGCCAGGGACAUGGCUUAGUGGGUAAACGUAUUUGCUGCAUGAGCCUGGCACCUGAGCUCCGUCCCUGGAACCCACAUAAAGGUGGAGGUAAAGAACUGACUCUACAGUUGGAGAGAUGGC